CUUCCAAGUGUUUUAACCAGAUGAAUACAAUUUGACGGCUUAGCAGGGCUGUGGGGGUCAGCUAUAUAUUCUCCCUAAUAGUGUGUGUGUGUCGAACCGGCCAGAGUUAAAAGCACCACCUGAGAUAUUCUAUGAUGCUGAAGAGGCUUGCAAAUACACUUCAUCCUCUCGCACAACUUUCAGAGAGAGCUAUAGAGCUUCUUGCCUUGCCUGAUGAUGGAGUCCCAAGACUGCUCCUUGAUAUUGGUUGUGGAUCAGGUCUUAGUGGGGAGACAUUAUCUGAGAAUGGACAUCAAUGGAUCGGUCUUGACAUUUCACCAUCAAUGCUUGAUAUUGCAUUGGAGCGGGAGGUUGAGGGUGAUUUGUUACUUGGAGACAUGGGUCAGGUACCAACCAAGUCCUUUUGCUCAUUGUCUAUAAUUGUGACAUCUUUAUGUCACU
Molecule: messenger RNA, 441 nt
Organism: Mangifera indica (mango)
Lineage: Eukaryota; Viridiplantae; Streptophyta; Magnoliopsida; Sapindales; Anacardiaceae
Product: 18S rRNA (guanine-N(7))-methyltransferase RID2-like
Exons: 4
Biological process (GO): rRNA (guanine-N7)-methylation
Cellular component (GO): nucleolus
Molecular function (GO): rRNA (guanine) methyltransferase activity
Source: RefSeq, a predicted model, not a curated record